GGGAAGCGCGUUCCCGAGCUGCCAAAGUCGAGCUUACUCACAGUCCCUCACAGGAAGUUGUAGAGCUUGGAAACGGGGCGAGGAGGAAAAACACCGCUGGGAUACCGUUUUAAAAGCGAUUUUCACUGUGAUUACCGGGCCGUGGGGUCGACGCGCCUCUCGGGGACUCGCUGAGGAGCUAAACGGGGGAGAGAUUAUGGACUAAAGCGGCGGAGGAGAGCAGCGAUGGAGGCGGUGAGAAGUUUUCGGUUGGUGUGGCUGCUGCUGGUCGGGGCCGCGGCGAGAGCAGCGGGGAGAGAAGUGUGUCUGGGGACGGAUAUGAAGCUGGCCUUGCCCUCCAGUCUGGAGAACCACUAUGAAAUGCUCCGACUCCUUUACACCGGCUGCCAGGUCGUCCACGGCAACCUGGAAAUCACACACUUACAAGGGACGCCGGACCUUUCCUUCCUGCAGGGUAUAGUGGAGGUUCAGGGCUAUGUGCUGAUUGCCCGCGUCUCCGUGUCUGUGAUACCCCUGAAGAACCUGCGCAUCAUCAGAGGCAGCCAGCUGUACAACUCCAGCUACGCGCUGGCUGUUCUGGAAAACACCGGCGUCAAGGAGCUCCAGCUCAGGAGCCUCACAGAGAUUUUGCUGGGUGGCGUAUAUAUUUCGGGGAACCCCCAGCUCUGUUACCCCGACCCGCAGAAGAUCAACUGGAAGGACGUUCUGGGUGAACAACAAACAGACGGCAAGUUAACACGCCUGCAGUCGGCAGCACCUUACUGUCGACCUUGUCCAGCAGCCUGUCGCUCCAGAGGAUGCUGGGGACAAACUGAGGACGACUGCCAAACACUGACCCACGUCCAGUGUACGUCUGGCUGUUCGCGCUGUAAGGGUUCUCAGGCCAGUGACUGCUGUCAUGUCCAGUGCGCCGCAGGAUGUUCCGGACCCAAAGACUCGGACUGUCUGGCUUGCCGUCACUUUAACGACAGUGGGACGUGUAAAGAAAACUGCCCCCCACCCAGCAUCUACGAUUCCAUGGUCUUUCAGUCCAAACCCAACCCCAACAAGAAGUUCAGCUUUGGAGCCACCUGUGUAAAACAGUGUCCACAUAACUAUCUGGCCAUGGAUGUGGCAUGCACGAUGGUCUGCCCCAAAGCAAACCAGGAAGUCAUCACCGUCCAACCGGAUGGACAGGAGACGCAGAAAUGUGAAAAGUGUGAAGGAGAGUGUCCUAAAGUGUGUUACGGUUUAGGCAUGGGGAAUCUACAGGGCGUGUCUGCGGUGAACUCCUCCAACAUCGGCUUCUUCGAAGGUUGCAAGAAGAUCUACGGCAGUCUGGCCUUCCUCCCCCAGUCCUUUAAAGACGACCCGCUGACCAAUUUGACAAGUCUGCAGGCCGCUGACCUUGAGGUGUUCAGGACGUUGGAGGAAAUCACAGGUUACCUGUACAUUGAGGCAUGGCCAGAAAACAGCCCAGACCUGGGUGUGUUUGAAAACCUGAAGGUGAUCCGAGGGCGGAUGCUGUACAAAGGUGUAUACUCUCUGGGCAUCCAGUCUCUGCAGAUUGAGUCUCUGGGCCUGCGUUCUCUGCGCAGUGUGAGUGGCGGGUUGGUGCUGGUCCACAAUAACUCGCGGCUGUGUUACACCUCCUCACUGCCCUGGUCCUCCCUGCUGUACCUCAGCCAAGAGCCCAACCUCAUCAGCAACAACAACCGAGACCCACAAGCCUGCGAGGCGGAUGGGCACGUCUGUGACCCUCUUUGCAAGAAUGGAUCCUGCUGGGGUCCCGGGCCGAGCCAGUGCGUGUCGUGCGUUUCCUAUCGGCGUGGCAAAGAGUGUGUGAAGGAGUGCAACAUCAGGAACGGUUUGAUCAGGGAGUUCAGUGAUGACCUCUCCUGCGUUCCCUGUCACCCUGAGUGCCGACCAGUCAAUGGCUCCGAGUCCUGCUCUGGCCCAGGUCCAGAUCAGUGUAUGGAGUGCCUGCACUUCCAGGACGGAGACGUGUGCGUGGAGCGUUGUCCCAGCGGCGUGAAGGAGGACCAGCACACUGUGUGGAAAUACAGCAAUGAGAGUGGACACUGCAUACCAUGUCCCAACAACUGCUCUGUGUCGUGUCCACUGGAUGAGAGAGGGUGUCCAAUUCACCAGAAAGCUGGACCUGGCACAACCAUAGCAGCCGUGAUGGGUGGCGUUGUCCUCUUCCUCAUCCUGCUCGCUCUACUGGUCUUCUACCUGCGUCGGCAGAAACACCUGAAGAAGAAGGAAACCAUGAGAAGGAUCCUGCAGGAGCACGAGUUGGUGGAGCCGCUGACUCCGAGUGGAGCUAUGCCAAACCAGGCUCAGAUGCGCAUCCUGAAGGAGACGGAGCUCAAGAAGCUCAGAGUGCUCGGCUCUGGAGCGUUCGGCACUGUCUAUAAGGGCAUCUGGGCUCCUGAUGGAGAAAACGUGAAGAUUCCAGUAGCCAUCAAGGUCUUGCGUGAGAACACGUCCCCCAAAGCCAACAAAGAGAUUCUGGAUGAGGCCUAUGUGAUGGCAGGAGUUGCUAGUCCGUACGUGUGCCGCUUGCUGGGUAUCUGCCUGACCUCCACGGUGCAGCUGGUCACUCAGCUGAUGCCGUAUGGCUGCCUGCUGGACUACGUCCGCGAGAACAAGGACCACAUCGGCUCCCAGUACCUGCUUAACUGGUGUGUGCAGAUCGCUAAGGGUAUGAGUUACCUUGAAGAUGUUAGACUGGUCCACAGAGAUCUUGCAGCCCGGAACGUUCUGGUGAAAAGCCCGAACCACGUGAAGAUCACAGAUUUUGGCCUGGCUCGAUUGCUGGACAUAGACGAGACAGAGUACCACGCAGACGGGGGGAAGGUUCCCAUUAAAUGGAUGGCGUUGGAGUCCAUCCUACACAGGAGGUUCACUCACCAGAGUGAUGUAUGGAGUUACGGAGUGACCGUGUGGGAGCUGAUGACCUUUGGCAUGAAGCCGUAUGACCUCAUCCCGGCGCGGGAUAUCCCGGAGCUGCUAGAGGGCGGAGAGAGGCUCCCUCAGCCCAUCAUCUGCACCAUAGAUGUCUACAUGAUCAUGGUCAAAUGUUGGAUGAUUGAUCCUGAGAGUCGACCCAAGUUUAAGGAGCUGGUAACUAACUUCAGCGGCAUGGCGCGAGAUCCAACACGCUACGUGGUCAUCCAGAACGAUGAUAAGAUGAGUCUUUCGAGUCCAGUGGACAGCCAGUUUUUCCGCACCCUGCUGGCAGAGGAGGGGGGAAACGUGAAAGAGCUUUUGGACGCUGAGGAGUAUCUGGUCCCCCAGCCAGGCUUUUUCAGCCCGCAGGCUGAGAGUUCAGCCAACGGGCCCAGCAGACACCACUCCCACAGGAGCACAGACCUGGGCCUGGAGGUGGACGGCCUGCCGAGUGGGCGGAGCAUGCACUCGUCAGUCAGCACUUUGGGGCGGAGCCAGUACCCCACGCUUCCUGUAGGGGCCACUGCUAACGGAAUGUGGGGAGGGUCCGGGUACCCCUCUCUGGUCCGUAGCAUCUCUCGUCACUCAGCUGGCGGCCACUCAGACUCAGUGUUUCUGGACGGUGGCGCAGAGGAGAGCGGCCCUCCCUCCAGCCCGGACCGCUACAGCAAAGACCCCACCUUCCCCACCGGCAUCGACGGAGACAUGGAGACGGACGGGCCAGUCGGAUACCUGUCUCACACACUACCGCGGAAAACACAUACUCAGCCAGAGUAUGUGAAUCAGGAGGUCCAGCCUGAGCGGCCCAGCACGCUGCCCCGUAAGGCAGGCGAGAGGCGCCUUCCUAACGGCCUCGGCGCCGGACGCAGCGUGGAGAACCCGGAGUACCUGGUGCCCAUGGUAAACACCUCACCUGCAUCACCGGCCUUCGACAAUCCAUAUUACCUGGACAUGGUGGCUAAAGCCAUGGCGGUGGGCGGAGCUUCAGCAAGCGGCGGUGCACCACAUCAUAGGCAGCUGAAUGGCUACGUCACCCCAACGGCGGAAAACCCCGAAUAUCUGGGGCUGGCGGAGACCUGGAGCGGCCAGAGAGAAUACACCUGAGGAGAAGGACAGCUCGAGUGUGUACAUUACUGUAUGAAUGAGUGCUUUUAAAUGAAUGUAUGAAUGAUUUGAGUGACAAGUAUUUGGUGCUUUACUGUUCAAGGGCACACUCUUGGUGAUGGAAGUUCCACCCUAACAGGGAAACCUCUCACAAUUUCCUCGAUUUCCUUCCAAAUCAUGCCCACAAUCCAAUGUAGCAUCCUUUUAUCGUGGACUUAAACAAUGAGGCAGCCUUUCAUUUGAACUCAGAUUUUGAUUUUUAACACUAAACCUUGGAGAAACUGCUUGAACUCUCCAAAAAAAUGGACGGAAACCGUCGGGAGGCAAGCCGAACAUGGUACGAGCGAACAGGAAUGUUUAAAGACGUUUCAGCCUUAACGAAACGAACAAGAAUGUAAAAAAAAACAAACAAAAAAAACAAACAAACGACACU
Molecule: messenger RNA, 4471 nt
Organism: Colossoma macropomum (tambaqui)
Lineage: Eukaryota; Metazoa; Chordata; Actinopteri; Characiformes; Serrasalmidae
Gene: erbb2
Product: erb-b2 receptor tyrosine kinase 2
Exons: 27
Coding region: 226-4038 (1270 amino acids)
Biological process (GO): cell surface receptor protein tyrosine kinase signaling pathway; protein phosphorylation; positive regulation of MAPK cascade
Cellular component (GO): signaling receptor complex; basal plasma membrane
Molecular function (GO): ATP binding; transmembrane receptor protein tyrosine kinase activity
Source: RefSeq, a predicted model, not a curated record